UGAAUCGCGCUCGUGCGCUCGCUAACAGGUGUUUCUCUCACAUGGCUCUGUUCUGUGUGCUGCUGUGACUGACUGCUUUGUGGGAUGCUGCGAAACGUGUGCUCGGUGUCUGGAGGAACAUCUUCUCCGUUUUUAGUCGAAAUGGCUAGAUAGUGACAUUAUCUGGAGACAGAUGCGGUAAGACUGCAGCCAAUUGAAUGUAGAACCGUUUGAGGACUUUAUCUCCGAAGAAAAUGAGCGUUGGAGAGAUGCGCGUACCGUCACCUACAUAAUUGCGUUUUGUGUUAAAGCUGUAUUAGUUUACAACUCCUUUCCGCCGAUCUGUCAUUCUCAUUAACGAACGAUGGCGGUGACUUGUGAAUGAAGACUUGAAUGUGAGCUGUUCAGUGAAGAAAUAAAGAAAUCGUGUCGUUGAGGAGGUGGGGAAACGGAUUGUGUCCUCUGAAAGUUUUGGGUGUCGCACCGUCAAACUGGCCAUGGCUGCGGCGAUCGCCAGCUCCCUUAUUCGGCAGAAGAGGCAGGCGAGGGAGCGUGAGAAAUCAAACGCCUGCCGCUGCGUGAGCAGUCCGAACAAAACCAAAGGAACAUGCGAGAAACCCAGUCGACUCAGUGUCUUCUCCAGAGUCAAGCUUUUCGGCUCCAAAAAGCGCAGGAGGAGACGACCAGCCAUGUUCAACCUCAUCCCGGUUGGCUUGCGAGUGGUGGCCAUCCAAGGAGUUCAGACCAAACUCUAUCUGGCCAUGAACAGCGAGGGCUACCUGUAUACAUCAGAACACUUCACACCAGAGUGCAAGUUUAAGGAGUCAGUGUUUGAGAACUACUACGUGACGUACUCCUCCAUGAUCUAUAGACAGCAGCAGUCGGGCAGGGGCUGGUACCUAGGCCUGAACAAGGAAGGAGAGAUCAUGAAGGGCAACCAUGUGAAAAAGAAUAAGCCCGCUGCACACUUCCUCCCCAAGCCUUUGAAAGUGGCCAUGUACAGGGAACCCUCUCUGCACGACCUGACCGAGUUCUCACGUUCUGGUAGCGGCACACCCACUAAGAGCCGGAGUGCCUCCGCUGUGCUGAACGGGGGCAAAGCUGUGAGUCAGAACGAGUCAACGUAGCCCGGCCCGCUACCUUUCGCCUUCACCAAAACCUCUGAAAGCUUGUGACUUCACACAGACUUCUCUCCAAAAAGCUCUCAGCGGUUCAGGACAACAUGAAACAUAACAUAACCACUUGCAAACUAGAGUAACAUUUGAGUGGACUUCUUUAUAAUUAGCUCGUUUUUUUUUUGUUCUGUUUAGUUUGUUUGUUUUUUCUUGAUCACCACUAUAAUAGCCUUUUCCAUGUGAAACACAGAAAUUGUAGCCUUUCUUACAAUGGGACGUUGGGUUGCAAUUGAACGUAAGCCAUCAAGGUUAAUUUCCUAGCAUCGUAGGUCCUGAUCAA
Messenger RNA from Sinocyclocheilus rhinocerous, 1434 nucleotides. Its product is annotated as fibroblast growth factor 13-like. The record is from RefSeq and is a predicted model, not a curated record. Lineage: Eukaryota; Metazoa; Chordata; Actinopteri; Cypriniformes; Cyprinidae. The transcript is spliced from 4 exons. Bases 477 to 1106 code for a protein of 209 amino acids. Gene Ontology annotation, molecular function: growth factor activity.